AAGAGCUCAUGCAAUCACCUGUUUCUGCUGGGACAUUGUUCCCGGCUACAAGCUUGCCUCUUGGGCAGGCUUUUAGAUGAGGAGGAAGAGACAAGAAAUAACUCGAGCCUUCGAAAUUUGGACAGAAAUGCAUAAGCUCUGAUACCAUUUUCCCCCGAACGAAAUAAUCCAUAUUUCAUCCAGGAGCAGGAAAGUAUAGAGAACGAGCCACAUCCGAAUAUUGACAUGCAUUCUGUAGAGGAGCAUCGAACGAACGUUCCUGUCACAAUUACAAACAGCAAUUCGGAAGGGAGAGAAAAGCAAGUGACGGAAAUUUUGGUUUUGGUUUGCUUCAAACUUCCGAAUUGCUCCUCACCUUGAAGCUGAGGAGCAAAGGACUGAACCUCCCGAAAGGACUCAGAUUGAAUGUGCGUUGGAUAAAGCGGAAUUAGAGUUGAACUCAGUUGAAUUGCAAGAGCUUCAUUCCAGCAUAUGUCCGAAACAGAACCCAGUUUGUUGUGAAUGAGUUUGCUGGGAAUCAUCCCAUGGCUCCGUUUUGAAUAAGUCUCAGAGAAUAGGACGUAGCCUCGGCAGCAGUGCGGUGGCCAGUUGUUCUCGAUUAUCUGAAUAUAGUGGAGGAAAUUGGCUUCUCGUGCAUCAUGCAUCUGGUCUUGCGGUGUUGUACAAAGCAACCUCGGCCAGCGUUCGUCGACCGUAAAUCAUUCCGGAUCAUUGACACAGCGCCUUGUUUCGUAACAACUGGGUACAGAAUCAAUAGCUGGAAAAGGCUUUGGACCAGCUCCAUUACUGCAACUGUUGCAAAAUCUACUGUUUCUGGAGGAGGCAGAACCGUCAUGGAAGAAGAUGCGGAAAUUGAUGCGAAGAGCAGCAGCAAGUUCCCACUGCCACAGGUGUUUCUACAAUUUCUGCAACAAAAUGGAAUCGACCCUGCUGUAUAUGAUGAUGCCCAUAAUCUGCCUCGAUACAUCAGGUUGAAACCCCAAGCUGGAGUAGAAGAAAUAGAAGAAAUCGAAAAGGAUUUGGGUGUUAAUCUGUCAGCAUUGUCAUGGCUGCCAGGCUUUUACAGUAUACCUCCGGAGGUGCAAAUUGCUGGGUCCAAGUCGUAUCAGGAGGGAAAGAUAUAUGGCAUGGAUGCCGCUUCUGGAGCAGCAGUAGCUGCCCUAGAAAUAUCACCAGGAGAUCAUGUCCUUGACCUCUGUGCUGCACCUGGUGCAAAGCUGUGCAUGCUCGCUGACCUUCUGAAAGACUCUGGCAGCUUAACAGCUACAGAUAUCUCUGCACACCGACUGGCAGCAUCUCGCACAAUGCUGAUAAAGUAUGAUCUUGGUAAUCGGUGCCGACUUUUCCUGGCUGACGGGACAACAUUUUCUCUUCUUCCUUUGAGAGGAGGAGUCGAUGGGAAUGCUACCAAAGUGGAAGAGGAAAAGCCUGCUCUUGAUAAUCCUGAUGAGAUAACCAAACGUCGUUACGAUCCUACAGGUACUCUGUACGUUGAUUCCACAGUUUAUGGGGAAUGGAAAGGUACAAAGACAGCGAAAGAGAAGAAGGCGGCCAAAAGGUUGAAGUAUAUGGAAGAUGCACUGGAUAGGGUUGGUGGCAGAGAAUCGGAACUAAUUUUCUACGGCAAGGCUUCUGGAAUUGUCGGCAUGAAAGUGGCUGAUGUCUUCCGAAGCCACUCGCUUUUGGAGGAUGAAGUUUCGCACAAUGGAUAUGACAAGGUUUUGGUUGAUGCUGAAUGCACUCACGAUGGAUCGUUGAAGCACAUCAGCAAGUACGAACAAUGGGGUUGGGAUACAUUUGAACGCCGCUUUUUCAAUGCCGGACGAAUGUCUUCAAUCACUUCCCUUCAAUUGCAGUUGCUGCGAAAUGGUUUCAGUCUAUUGAGACCCGGAGGAAAGAUUGUGUACAGUACUUGCAGUCUGACAAAAGCACAAAAUGAAGACGUCGUGCAAAAGUUCCUCGACCUUGAGCCUUCUGCUGAACUGCGGGUUAUAAAAGGUUCGGAGAACUGGCCCUGCAAAAAUGGAGGACUUCCACACACAUUGAGGUUCAAUCCAAGCAGCUCAAAAACAAGUGGCCUUUUCAUUGCGCAGAUACACAAGCACGAUCGGCUUAGAUUUGAGUAAGGCCUGAUUGAGACCUUCACACGGAACCUUUCACUACUGUAAAGACGUGCAACCGAUUUUCUAAGGGAUUGCGAUUGGAAGAAUCAUACUUUGUCUGAGCUAUAAGCGAAGAUGACAAAGCUUACAAGUGUACACCAUCCACUAGAAUUCAAGUGGUGUUCUCACUGCAAAAUUGCACAAGGUGAGGUCUUCCCAGCAUUUUCUCUGCACUUAUUUACAACGUAAAUUGUCUCUGCAAUUUUCGAAGUGUCAAUAUGGCCUGUUAUGUAUUAUAAAAAAAGUGCUUCGGUUCAAGAGGCAUUAGUCUCACAUGUUAGCUAAAUUCUUGUAUCCAAGUGUCUUGAGACAGUAUUUGGGAACGACCUAUCUAUCAGUAGUUUGCGCAAUUACGUACGGAAAUAUGUUACUGAUCAUAAAAUCCUUCCUUUGGUCGGAUUUAGAUUUUCCAUCAUAGCAGAAACUUGGCAAAUGCACAAACGAGGAUGGUUUUUUGAAGAAAUACGAGGAAGAUAUGAAAAGUAACGUUAAUGCUUAAUAAACGAAGAUUCAGUUGUCAACAGCAUACAUAGCACAUCAACCAAAGAAUCGUGGAAGAAUCUCUAUUGACUAGGACUCCUGCCCACCACCCAAAUAUUGUAGAGACAUGACGCUCUGGUUCAAGUUAAAUAUUCCACUUGAUAGAUAGUUCACGACACUCCAAAAGGUGAAGAUUUGUGCUGUAAGGCGAUUUACAGUUUACUAAUCAGUAUACUGUAAUCGAAGUGGUUACGGAUCACUGAGUUCUACGUCACGUGGAGUUGGCAAACCUUGUAUACAGGUUUGCCAACUCCAUAUUACACUAUGUUACCGUUAGUAUAUCUCGUCACCUAAAUUUCGCAACCUGAUUUCAAACACAAAGAACAAUCUAGUUUAGAAACUGGAGUGUUGUUUUCUGUGUUCUGUUUAAAACCAGGUUGCGAAAUGUAUGAACACUAUGUGCCUAUCGUCAAUAAGGCACAUAUUGAAGAGUCAAGGCACCCUUACAAAUUGUGGACCUCGUUCUCACAAACUGGUGGAGUUCUCACAAACUCCACCAUUUCAUAUUCUCUCUAAAAGACCUGCGCAUAGUCUUCGGAGUUUGUAUUAAUCAUAUAUUGGAAAUUGUAUGUUCCAGCAUUUGCUCCCAGGAUUUCUUCUCAGAUUUACCUAGUGUUUCGACUUAAUAAGGCC
Molecule: messenger RNA, 3335 nt
Organism: Marchantia polymorpha subsp. ruderalis
Lineage: Eukaryota; Viridiplantae; Streptophyta; Marchantiopsida; Marchantiales; Marchantiaceae
Source: the annotation of a GenBank genome assembly